Molecule: messenger RNA, 738 nt
Organism: Parascedosporium putredinis
Lineage: Eukaryota; Fungi; Ascomycota; Sordariomycetes; Microascales; Microascaceae
Source: the annotation of a GenBank genome assembly
AUGCCAAACUUGAACACCGCCCUCGGCGCGCUCGCCGUCGCCGGUUUCGCCGCCGUCGCCUCGGCCGAGUGCACGCGCGAAGCCCUCUUCGCCGCCGCCGAGACCUACAUCGAAGCCCAAAUUGCCGGCUCCGUCGACGGCCUCACCCUCGCCGCCGACUUCUCCUACGUCGAGAACAACAAGGACGCCGACGUGGCCACGGGUCUCCUCGGCAAGGCUCUCGCCCUCGACUACAACCGCACGACGGUGGACACGACCCAGUGCGCCAGCUUCACGCACCUCAUCUCCACCGCGGGCCCGUACGUGAUCGCGACGCAAAUCUGGCACGCGGACGGCGACGACGCCGGCACCAUUUCCAAAAUCGACACCAUCGCCGCCACGACGGGCGACCUCUUCUUCAACGCCGCCACCACGCUCGGCUUCGUCGAGACCCACGACUGGAGCGAGCUCGCCGAGGAGGACCGCGUGGGGCGCGAGGAGCUCAAGGCGUUUGGCGACCUCUACCUCGACAUGUGGACGGACGCGGACGCCGCGGACAAGAUCAAGUGGGGCGCCGAGUGCGAGCGGGUGGAAGGGUCGAUGCACGAGAACGGGAUGCGCCGGUACGUGAUUGACGAGGUGCUCGGGUCGGUCGAUGUCUUGUGCCAGUUUGAUUCCUUGGGCCCGUGGCCGGAUAGCCAUGAGAUUCGGGUCAAGGGCGGGGCUGUCCGGUAUGUGUAUACCGUGACUGUAAUGUAG